GUCACUACGUCGAAGAGGAGCUGUACAAAUUGGGAAAAAAGCUCGAAUACGAGCAUGCCGCUCAUUCUUUUAUAUUGGAUCUCGAAGACGAAACCAUACUUAAUCACUUUAGUUAUGAAGAAAUAUUGGAAAUUGAACACGUGCCAGGUCCCCUUAUUCCUGAAUUGGACGAAAAAAUAAUCGAAUGCCUAAGCAAAUUUGUCGGAAAAACCAAUUUAAAAGAAAUAAGAAGCAUCAUUAAGGAAAUAAGUUUCGAUAAUCAAUACAACUUUAAGACAGAUCACGACAUUGAUUACAUUGUAUUUGCAUUACAUGCAAUGGUUCGUGAAAUGGAAAGUGAUAAGUUACAUAAUAAUAACCUAGAAGCAUGGUACAAUGCACAUAUAUGGAGUUUCAUAUUUGAUCAGGCAUUCAGUAAUAUAAAUAUCAUUUCAGUCGUUAGAGGUGAAAGUUCAGGAAUUGCGAGUUCGAUCAGGAAAAACAAAAAUCGAAAUAUAGGUCAAAACCGUAAGAUGGGUAGUAGAGGAGAUUGGUUUCUGCGUUCGAAUGGCGAUAAUGAUGAAUAUGGGGCUGGAGAAGCCGGCAAAAGCUGGCAAGACAAAUACGGAACUAAGUUUGUAAGAGAGUCAGGUGUCAAACUUCCCAAAAGUUUGAAAGACAUAAUAGUCAAAUUAUUAGAAAAGGUGGAAUGGAAUUCAGAGAAACGGAAUCAAAUCCAAACAGUAGGAAUUGUACAUGAGGGUAUGUCUUUCAUUCAUAUGUCUAAUUAA
Messenger RNA from Racocetra persica, 770 nucleotides. The record is from the annotation of a GenBank genome assembly. NCBI's taxonomy places the organism in Eukaryota, Fungi, Glomeromycota, Glomeromycetes, Diversisporales, Gigasporaceae.